GUUCAUCUGGGUUGGGAAUUGAGAAUUGAGAUUGUCUGUUUUACCAAAAUUGCCGGCAAAAGGAAAACCCAAACUUUGUAUGUGUGGGAGAAGUCCAUUCUUCAAGAAAGUCGGUGCAUUUCACUAAUUUUCACCUCCCUGGUAACGGUAAAUCUACACGGUGAGGUGAAAGCGGGGGAAGGAAGGAACGCUAAACUGAAGAAACGGCGGCGGUGAAUUGAAACUGACCGGGAAAUCAUCUCCUUCAACCUGAUUUAGACUAGCGGGGAUUGAUUGAUUGAUUACUUAUGGGUUUCAUCUCGAGGAGGAUGAAUUGAUUUACACUUGAUUACUUGUUGAUUUUAGUGGAAUAGAGAAGGCGAUCAGCAAUAAUAGCGAGAAAAGAAACCUACUUUCUGAGUUGGGUAAAGGUUACAUAUGUCGUGAUCUUCGUUGAACUCGAGAAAUCUGGGGAAGUUAAAUCUGGCAAACGUGGAGGGGUUAAGGGCUAGAUCGUCUUUGAGGCAAGAGUUCUCUAACUCUGUCGAUGGCGAGGAUUGCCGGCCGUGGCGACGCCGGCUUUUCUCGUCGAUGCAGAUUCCCUCUGCCUCUCGAGCCAUCCUUUUCUUCUUUCUCUUUGGUACCAUUGUUGUCGCCUUCAUUACAUUACCUGUUGAAAAGAUAUUGAAGACCUUCUUGCUAUGGGUGAAACAGGAUCUUGGACCUUGGGGGCCCCUUGUGUUAGCUGUUGCAUAUAUUCCACUAACAGUCUUGGCAGUUCCAGCUUCUGUUCUCACUCUUGGAGGUGGCUAUCUCUUUGGUUUGCCAGUAGGAUUUUUUGCUGAUUCCAUUGGUGCUACCUUAGGUGCAACAGCUGCAUUUCUUCUUGGAAAAACAAUUGGAAGAUCUUAUGUCAUAUCCAAGUUGAAGAAUUAUCCAAAGUUUCAAGCCGUUGCUUUUGCAAUUCAAAGAUCCGGCUUCAAGAUUGUUUUGCUGCUUCGGCUUGUUCCCCUUCUUCCAUUCAACAUGUUAAAUUAUCUUCUUUCAGUGACCCCUAUUCGUCUAGGGGAGUACAUCUUUGCUACUUGGUUGGGAAUGAUGCCAAUAACAUUCGCACUGGUCUAUGUUGGAACUACUCUGAAGGAUCUUUCUGAUGUCACGCAUGGAUGGGGUGAGAUUUCUACAACUCGAUGGGUUUUAAUUGCAUGUGGCUUUUUAUUAUCGGCAAUUGUGAUAUUGUACUUAACCAGAAUAGCAAGGGCUUCUUUGGAGAAGGCAUUAGCUGAGAAUGGUGAUAAUAUUGACGAUGAUGGUACCUUUGUUUCAACACGACUCCCAAUUGUUGGGGAACCGCCACCACCUCCACCUCCGGAUCUUCAUGAGCCACUUGUAAUCAGGAUAGAAUCACAUCAACAAGACCAUACUUUGUAGUAGUAAUAAACUCCCUUUUUCUUUUCUUUUUUUGCUCAACUUUACAAUUUGAAUACUUACCUUUGAUUUGAAGGGAUAUAAAAUUGUAGAUCACAGAGGAAUACUUCAAUGACAGAAACUCCCCACCACUUUUUCAUGUAAA
Messenger RNA from Impatiens glandulifera, 1552 nucleotides. RefSeq names its product TVP38/TMEM64 family membrane protein slr0305-like. The transcript has 9 exons. NCBI's taxonomy places the organism in Eukaryota, Viridiplantae, Streptophyta, Magnoliopsida, Ericales, Balsaminaceae. Gene Ontology annotation, cellular component: membrane. Bases 571 to 1410 code for a protein of 279 amino acids. The record is from RefSeq and is a predicted model, not a curated record.